AUGGGGGGGUCCGGAGGUACAGGAAAUGGAAUCCCAACCCAGGAGCUAGCAACGAUUGAGGCGAGACAAAUGGGUAGAAUUUGCUCUUACAAGACCUUCCUAUGUUACAAGCCACCAGAAUUUGUGGGGUCGGACGAUCCCGUUGCAUGCAUGAAUUGGCUCCGGGAGAUCGUGCAAUCCUUUCGGGCUUGUGACUGUGACGAGGGACAAAAAGUGAAGUUUGGCUCUCAAAUGCUGAGGGGUGCAACUCUUACCUGGUGGAACAUUGUCAUCUCGACUAUCGAGGUUACUGAAUUGACCAAGAUGAGCUGGACCACAUUCAAGGAAAAAGUGAUGGAAGAAUAUUGCAAUGAACAGGAGAUGGAUCGUAUCGAAGAAGAAUUCCGAACCCUAAAGAAGGGAAAUUUGUCAGUAAGGGACUACACCCGACUCUUCAUGGAAAAACUAAACUUGGUGGGACACGUGGCCCCAACGGAGAAAGAUAAAAUGAAGGAUUACAUUAAAGGACUACUUGCAGAAAUGAUGGUAAUGGUCAGGAACUCAAGAGUUUCCACCCUCAGGGAGGCGAACGAAGAAGCCAAGGUCUUAGAAUCAGUUUAUGUUAAGGGAAAAGAAGAAAGAAUGUCGAGUGGUGAGAAGAGGAAGUGGGAAGGGCCCUACGCACCAUCCAAAAGGCCAAAUCACCUUAGCAACAAUAAUCGCGGAACCCAUCCCAAACAAGAGUCAAGAUGGUGUCCCAAGUGUCGCAUUAAACAUCACGGCUCGUGUAGCACCAACUCCACCCCCACCAAAUGUUUUAAGUGUGGGAAGACAGGCCACACACGAAACGAGUGUCCAAUCAAGGGACACAUAUGUUUUGGAUGCGGGGAACUAGGCCAUUUCAAGAAUGAUUGCCAAAAGUUGAAAACAGGUGGGAGUCAAGGAAGAAAAGAAGGCACCCCAAAAGCAAUCGGCCGAGCCUUUCAGAUGUCGAGAGAAGAAGCUAAGGCGUCGACGGAUGUAGUGUCGGGUACGUUCCUUGUUAACUCCGUAUCUGCUCACGUUUUGGAAUUCUCCUCUGUUCUCUCGGGCUGA
Messenger RNA from Cynara cardunculus var. scolymus (artichoke), 1074 nucleotides. RefSeq lists its product as uncharacterized. Gene Ontology annotation, molecular function: mRNA binding; translation regulator activity; zinc ion binding. Gene Ontology annotation, biological process: positive regulation of cytoplasmic translation. NCBI's taxonomy places the organism in Eukaryota, Viridiplantae, Streptophyta, Magnoliopsida, Asterales, Asteraceae. The record is from RefSeq and is a predicted model, not a curated record. The coding region runs from base 1 to 1074 and encodes 357 amino acids. The transcript is spliced from 2 exons. Gene Ontology annotation, cellular component: cytoplasm.